GCUGGGUGUUGUUGCAGGUUCCGAGCUGCUACAGUCACAGCUCCCAGUCAGCCGGCUGCUGCAAUGAUGGAGGAGGACGAAUUUGAGUUCGUGGAGGAUUUGGAUGCAAUUUUACACCUUUCUCCUGAAGUGCGAGUGGCCAUUGAACAGGUUUUCCCCAGUCAAGAUCCCCUUGAUCGGCCAGACUUCAAUGCUGUUGAAUACAUCAACACUUUGUUUCCUACUGAGCAGUCACUGGCAAACAUAGACGAAGUGGUGAACAAGAUUCGCCUGAAAAUCAGGCGUCUGGAUGAUAACAUCAGGACAGUGGUGAGGGGACAGACUAAUGUGGGACAGGAUGGCAGGCAGGCUCUGGAGGAGGCGCAGAAAGCCAUCCAACAACUGUUUGGCAAAAUCAAAGACAUCAAGGACAAAGCGGAGAAAUCGGAGCAAAUGGUAAAAGAGAUCACCCGGGACAUCAAACAGCUGGACCAUGCCAAGCGUCACCUGACCACCUCCAUCACUACACUAAAUCAUCUGCACAUGUUGGCUGGCGGUGUGGACUCUCUAGAAGCCAUGACACGCAAGAGGCAAUAUGGGGAGGUAGCCAAUCUGCUCCAGGGGGUGGUCAAUGUUCUGGAGCAUUUCCAAAAGUAUAUGGGCAUCCCCCAGAUACGCCAGCUCUCUGAGAGGGUGAAAGCUGCACAGAGCGAAUUAGGCACUCAGAUCCUGGCUGAUUUUGAGGAGGCUUUCCCUUCACAGGGGUCAAAGAGGCCUGGAGGCCCCAGCAUUGUGCUCAGAGAUGCCUGUCUGGUGGCCAAUGUACUGGACCCUCGCAUUAAGCAAGAAAUAAUUAAGAAAUUCAUCAGGCAGCACCUCUCUGAAUACCUUGUGCUCUUUCAGGAGAACCAGGAUGUGGCGUGGUUGGAUAAGAUCGACCGGCGCUAUGCGUGGAUUAAGCGUCAGCUGGUAGACUACGAAGAGAAGUAUGGACGCAUGUUUCCUGAAGAGUGGUGCAUGACUGAGCGCAUCGCAGUGGAGUUCUGCCAUAUCACUAGGACAGAGUUGGCGAAGCUGAUGCGAACCCGAGCCAGGGAGAUUGAGGUCAAGCUCUUGCUCUUUGCUAUUCAAAGGACCACCAAUUUCGAGGGGUUGCUGGCUAAGCGUUUCUCAGGCAGCACCUUGAGCGACGGCACUGGGAAGAGACCUGAGACACCCCUGGAGUCCACUAACCCUUUUCUAGAGGAUGAAUCGGAGGACAAUGUCUCUGAGAAGGAUGAAGAUCUAGACAGGCCAAAGAAGCCCAAGGCCCCGGACAAUCCGUUCCAUGGCAUUAUUUCCAAAUGCUUUGAGCCUCAUCUCUACGUCUACAUCGAAUCACAGGACAAGAAUCUGGGGGAGCUGAUUGACCGCUUUGUGGCCGAUUUCCGAGCGCAGGGUCCCCCCAAGUCAGGCACGGAAGAGGGGGGUGCUGUGCUGCCCAGCUGUGCCGAUCUCUUUGUGUACUAUAAGAAGUGCAUGGUGCAGUGCUCUCAGCUGAGUACUGGUGAACCCAUGAUAGCCCUCACCACCAUCUUCCAGAAGUACCUGCGCGAAUAUGCCUGGAAGAUCCUCUCUGGAAACCUUCCCAAAACAAGCAGUAACAGCGGAGGUCUGACCAUCAGCAGUCUGUUGAAGGAAAAAGAGGGGUCGGAGGUGGCCAAGUUCACCACAGAGGAGCUGUGUCUCAUUUGCAGUAUCCUGAGCACAGCCGAAUACUGCCUUGCUACUACACAGCAGCUUGAGGAGAAACUAAAAGAGAAGGUGGAUAAAUCACUUAUAGAGAGGAUCAACCUAACAGGGGAAAUGGACACAUUUAGCACUGUGAUCUCCAACAGCAUCCAGCUUUUGGUUCAAGAUCUGGACGCUGCAUGUGACCCAGCCCUCACAGCCAUGAGCAAGAUGCCAUGGCAGAGUGUGGAGCAUGUGGGUGACCAGAGCCCCUAUGUCACAUCUGUCAUCAUGCACAUCAAACAGAAUGUACCUAUCAUCAGAGACAACCUUGCUGCCACCCGCAAAUACUUCACCCAGUUCUGCAUCAAGUUCACCAAUUCCUUUAUCCCAAAGUUUAUCAACCACCUGUUCAGAUGUAAACCCAUCAGUAUGGUUGGAGCUGAGCAACUACUACUGGACACGCACUCUCUGAAGACUGUUCUGCUAGACCUCCCUUCUAUUGGCUCUCAGGUGCUUCGCAAAGCUCCAGCGAGUUACACUAAAAUAGUGGUCAAAGGGAUGACUCGAGCAGAAAUGAUUCUGAAGGUGGUUAUGGCCCCUCAUGAGCCACCAGUGGUCUUUGUGGAUAACUACAUUAAGCUCCUUGCUGAUGGCAAUCCAGAGACCUUCCAGAAGAUUCUAGAUAUGAAGGGACUGAAACGCAGCGAACAGAGCAGUAUGCUGGAGCUGUUCAGGCAGAGGUUACCCACUCCUCCUUCUGGGCCAGACGCAGGACCUGCUCUGUCCUUCAGUGCCCCCACCCCUGAGCAGGAGUCCUCACGCAUCCGCAAACUGGAGAAGCUCAUCAAAAAAAGAAUUCAGUGACCUCAUGGACCUUUUUGCAGACAACAUAUUAUGCAGGAGUUGUGCUUUGGCUCUUGUGUAAUGUCUCCACUCGUAACGCAUUGAGAGAUCAAAGUGGGAUUAGAGACAUGUAUGUGCAACUUGGUAAAUGAGACCAUGAUCACACUAAUGGGAGUCAGGCAUCUCAUAUCGAAAAUGUCAACAAGAAAAAAAUGUUUUCCUUCCAUGAAUUAGUGUGAACCUCUGAUUUGAAAAUUGUGAUGAAAUUUCCACAACUGUAACACAUUUCUGGAUGUCUGGCAUGAAUGAUUAAUUUACCCCUGUGUAUUUUUUUUUUAAGGUUUCUGUUUUGUAACACUAAUUCCCCCAGGCUUCCCAUAGUGGCUCAAUGCAUGUCAUUUGCUUUGCACAUUUCUCUGAAAUAUGUUUGCAUUUAACACAAAAUGGAUGGCAGAAUGAUUCAGAGAAGAGGCCUGCUGCUACUUUGGCACAGAUUCUUCUGGCUUGGGAGUCUGAACAUGAAAAUGAUUUAAAGGCAGUGUUUUCUCUGAAUGUCCCCCUCAACUUUACAGUAAAUGGUCGUCUGAGCUCGAGGACGUGUAUUCGCGAGGGGGGCACGUUGAGUAAGUGGGCUGAGGCUGUAAAACUCAGCCUCCACGUUCAGCGGUGUAGCCCAAGGCCCCCUCUGCCAUAGAGGAAUUUAGGAUUUUCUGUCUCCAACACGGACACAAAGUUAAAAGUUGCCUUGUUUUUGUUUCUUUUUUUAUAAUUUAAUAUAGAUAUAGAUAUAAAAAGUCUUAGAAUGGAUAAAAAUUGUCCACUUUCAAAUGUUUUAAGACAGUUUAAUCAGAUCCUGAGUGCACUGUCCACUCUAAUGUUUUAAAAGGCCUUAUUAGGGUCUCUCGGGGUGAGUUAUCGAUACAGCUGAUGUCAGUUUUGAUGUUUGUCUAAAAGAGGCAUAUGUGUAUGGGUGCAGCCUCACGUUUUGUAUGUCUCCUCUAUUGAUACAAAAAAAAGGUUAUAUGUUGCUGUUCAUGGGCUGUGUGAGGUGCUUCAUUUUCGGGGUCGUGUAGUGUGAGGCUCUGGUCAUCUAGAAGUUCUGCUUGUUGAUGAUUAUUUCAGUGUUGAUGUACAUAUUCCUGCUUACUGUUAAUAGAAAUGCAGCUUUUAUACUGUAACUAUUGCUUCUAAUAUAAAUUGUGCAGUUCUGUCAAUAAAAGGCUGAGCAAAAACGUGCAGCACUGGAAAAAAAGA
Molecule: messenger RNA, 3789 nt
Organism: Pygocentrus nattereri (red-bellied piranha)
Lineage: Eukaryota; Metazoa; Chordata; Actinopteri; Characiformes; Serrasalmidae
Gene: vps53
Product: VPS53 subunit of GARP complex
Exons: 22
Coding region: 64-2556 (830 amino acids)
Biological process (GO): retrograde transport, endosome to Golgi
Cellular component (GO): GARP complex
Source: RefSeq, a predicted model, not a curated record